Emiliania huxleyi CCMP1516 is the source of this 611-nucleotide messenger RNA. RefSeq lists its product as hypothetical. The record is from RefSeq and is a predicted model, not a curated record. Gene Ontology annotation, biological process: carbohydrate metabolic process. The annotation marks the transcript as partial. Lineage: Eukaryota; Haptophyta; Isochrysidales; Noelaerhabdaceae. The transcript has a single exon.
AUGGCGACAGCAGCGCUCGGCGCGAGCCGAUUUCACCCCGCCCCACAAUCGCCGAUGCCGUUGGCCCGCGCCUCACUUCCGGAGCGCAAGCACGCGUUGGCGGCACUGCCCAACGACCGCGCCGCAUGGCGCGCGGCGCUGCCUCGCCGAGCCGCAAAGAAGGCCGCAGCCCUCAUCAAGAGCCUCGCUGGCUCAGAACCACAGAGGCCGAAGCUGGACAAACGCCUCCGGGAGCAGGUGGCGCUCCGCGUCGAGCGCUCGGACCCAGCGCUCGCCGCCAUCUACCGUCGCUGCUUCGACACGCUCGAGCCGCUGAUCAGCGUCCGCCGCGGCGAGCUGCAGUCUGGACGGCGUCCGACGCUCGCCUUCAUCUCGACGGGCGACAUCCCGCAGAUGUGGCUGCGCGACUCGACGGCGCAGCUGCUGCCCUACCUACGACACUCGCGCGCCGAGCCCGGCGCCGGCGCCCAGCGCCACGGCGGGCUAAACGCGACUCACCGCCCUACGCUCGAGCUCGCUGCCGCUCUGCUGCGCGCGCACACGCUGUGCCUUUCCGUCUCCAUAUACGCCAACAACUGCAGGCAGGCCUUCAGCGCCGGCGCCGGCCAGUC